CAUCGUCACAGGCUUUAUAGCGACUGUGGGCACCGCGGACUGAAAGAUACACAAACGCCAGUCCCUGACUGGAAAACAGAUCAAAGACCUGGAUGUCCCACAGCCCCAUUUCUUCGGAGGGAAGUCUUCUCUAGCCCAUUUUCCGCGGAGAAGUUUUUGAGAGAAAUAAAUUUGCAGCUUCCGCGAUGCUGGGCGCAGUUAAAAUGGAGGGACACGAACAUUCAGACUGGAGCACCUAUUACGCAGAGCCCGAGUGUUACACCUCUGUCGGGAAUAUGAACGCGGGACUCGGAAUGAACUCCAUGAACACCUACAUGAGCAUGUCAGGAAUGAACACGGGCAACAUGACCGCCAGCUCCAUGAACAUGUCCUACGUCAACACGGGCAUGAGCCCGUCGAUGGCGGGCAUGUCUCCGGGGUCCGGGGCCAUGAACGGCAUGGGCGCGGGGAUGGCGGGCAUCGGCGCGGCCCUCAGCCCGAGCAUCAGCCCCAUGGCCGCGCAGCCCGCGUCUAUAAACGGCCUGAGCUCCUACAGCAACAUGAACGCCAUGAGCCCCAUGUACGGACAGUCGAAUAUUAGAUCGAGGGAUCCAAAAACGUACCGGAGAAGCUACACGCACGCCAAGCCCCCCUACUCCUACAUCUCUCUCAUCACCAUGGCCAUACAGCAGUCGACCAACAAGAUGCUCACGCUGAGUGAGAUCUACCAGUGGAUCAUGGACCUUUUCCCGUUCUACCGUCAGAACCAACAGCGCUGGCAGAACUCUAUCCGCCACUCUUUGUCUUUCAAUGACUGUUUCCUCAAAGUGCCAAGAUCCCCGGACAAGCCGGGAAAAGGGUCUUUCUGGACCCUUCACCCGGACUCGGGGAACAUGUUUGAAAACGGCUGCUAUUUGCGGAGACAAAAGCGGUUUAAAUGCGAGAGGCUGCUCAGCAAGGAGUCGAACAGGAAGACUUCCGAAGGCGGAUCUAACAGCAGCUCGGAGAGCUGCAACGGAAACGAGUCGCCCCACUCUAAUUCGUCCACAAAAGACCCCAAAAGGUCGGUUUCAGAGCACUCCCGGCAGGACCUGAGCCCCGAGCACUCGGCCUCGCCGACCUCGCAGGCGCACCACCUGAUGUCACAGCACCAUCCCGUCCUCGUGCACGAAGCCCACCUGAAGCCCGAGCACCACUUCUCCUUCAACCACCCUUUCUCCAUCAACAACCUCAUGUCCUCGGAGCAGCAGCACCACAAAAUGGACCUUAAGACGUACGAACAGGUGAUGCAUUACUCCGGAUACGGCUCUCCCAUGACGGGAGCGCUGUCCAUGGGGUCGAUGGCGAGCAAAGCGGGCCUGGAAUCCUCAAUACCCGCUGACGCGUCGUACUACCAAGAUUUACCUGCUGUCCCUGCGCCAAUGGGGUGGACAGAAGACACCUGUGUUACUCAGAUCCUUGGAGCAACAAACACCGCUUACUGAUGAAAGCUAAGAUGAAAGCUGCUAAUAUUGCCAUAUCUGUAUUAAAGGAGCUACGUUAAAGGAAAUCUUACCAGUGCCUGACCUUAUUAUCAUAAGUUGUACAUUGAAUUGAAGCUUUAAAGUUCUCUGUAAAAAGACAAUAACAAAAAAUGUAAAAGGAAAAGGCAAUUUGAAAAAUCAAUGGAAAAUGUUUGAUUGGAUGUACCAAAGAGAUACCAAGUGGAAAAAGUCUGUGAAAAACAGUUGCCCAACCUCUUUUCCUGGUUUUAUGUUUUUCUGAGAAAUGUUUGAGGUGCCACUUGAGCAGAUUGCAAAAUUGCUGAACAGGGUUAUCGAUAAGAGAGAAAUGUUUCCCAAAUCACAUUACACAGAAAGAUGCUCGGUGAAACUAGUGGGAAUAUUGCUGCAGUUCACCUGUGCCUGGGUUUUUGACAGCGCUCAACCUGAGGGCGAAUAUGAAAUAUCAGAUGGCUUGUCAGCGGCGCUGAAGGAGACAAAGAGGA
Megalops cyprinoides (Indo-Pacific tarpon) is the source of this 1966-nucleotide messenger RNA. Its product is annotated as hepatocyte nuclear factor 3-beta-like. Gene Ontology annotation, molecular function: protein domain specific binding; RNA polymerase II cis-regulatory region sequence-specific DNA binding; transcription factor binding. NCBI's taxonomy places the organism in Eukaryota, Metazoa, Chordata, Actinopteri, Elopiformes, Megalopidae. The transcript is spliced from 3 exons. The record is from RefSeq and is a predicted model, not a curated record. Gene Ontology annotation, biological process: cell differentiation; regulation of transcription by RNA polymerase II; anatomical structure morphogenesis. Bases 186 to 1463 code for a protein of 425 amino acids.